Messenger RNA from Sipha flava (yellow sugarcane aphid), 2508 nucleotides. RefSeq names its product zinc finger MYM-type protein 1-like. The record is from RefSeq and is a predicted model, not a curated record. Bases 832 to 1686 code for a protein of 284 amino acids. The transcript has 2 exons. Lineage: Eukaryota; Metazoa; Arthropoda; Insecta; Hemiptera; Aphididae.
AGAGCACGAAGAAAAGGAGAAAAGGGUGAUUCAAAAAACAAGAAAACUUGAUAGUUUUUUCACAAAUUUAAAAACAGACUCAUCAACAUCAACUACUAUUCUCUCAUUAACUACAAGUACUAUUACUUUAACUACAAGUACUUCAACGAGUUCAACUUGUCAUCCCAAUACUGAAUUAGAUAUUACACCCUAGCCCUAUCAUUUUUUCCGUUUCAACACCUUUAGAAUUAGAGAAAGAAAACCACGUAGGUGAUGCUGGAGAUCUGACUUUCGUAGAUAUAGCUAAAUUUACAGCCCCGAAAUGUCCGGUAUCUCUUGAUAAUAUAACUGUAAAUACCGAUCCUGCCAAAUGGGUAAUAAACGAGACGACAAUAGACCAACUACUUUCGAGAGACAUCGAUCAGAACAUACCUGAAGAUUUUUCUGUCACAAGGAAGUAUUACUCCUCAGUAAGUGGAUAUCGGUCAUUGACAAAACUUGCAUUUGAAAGAAAAAUGAAAAAUGGAAAACUGCACAGAAAAUAUUUAUGCUAUUCUUCGAGUAAAAUGGCACUUUUUUGCAUUCCAUGCCGUUUAUUUGGUAAAGGUAGUUCAAAAUUUGGUACAGAUGGAUAUGAUGAUUGGAAUAAUGUACACAGCGGCCUAACCUCCCAUGAAAAUUCCACAGAGCAUGUUCAAAGCUCUAGCACUUUCUUAAACAGAAGUAAGUUGAAAAAUCGAAUAGAUAAAUGUGCUUCAACGAGUUGUAGCGGUAGUAAAAAAACUUGGUAGUCGAGGACUACCAUUUAGAGGGAAGAAUGAGCAAUUUGGGUCUAAUAAGAAUGGAAAUUUUAUGAUGUGCUUGGAGCUUAUUGCGGAAUUCGAUCCUUUCAUGUCUAAUCAUAUAGAUGCUUAUGGAAAUCCGGGUCGAGGUAAGACAUCCUAUCUGUCUUCUACAAUUUGCGAAGAGUUUAUUUCCUUGAUUGCAAAAAAAGUAUUAAGUGUGAUUAUCGAUGAAUUAAAUCGUAGCAAGUAUUUUUCCAUUGUUGUUGAUUCAACGCCCGAUAUCAGUCACGUGGAUGAACUGUUGUUUGUAAUCAGAUAUGUAAAACGAGAAAUUCAAGAAGAUACGCCAGCCGAAGUUGAACGAUUUUUAAAAUUUAUAUCCAAUAUUGGACAUAAGGCAAAAGACAUGCUAAAUGCAGUUAUAGGUACACUGGAAGAAUUUGGUUUGAAUUUACAGGAUUGCCGUGGUCAAUCUUAUGAUACCGCCGCAAACAUGUCUGGAUGUUACUCAGGGUUAAAAACAAGGAUACAAAACCUAAAUCCAUUAGCAAUUUAUGUACCAUGUGGAGGACAUAGUCUAAACCUCGUUGAAUUGUCCGCAGUUGAUUCUAUCAAAGAAGCGGCAUUUUUUUUUGAUUACUUAGAAGCCAUCUAUGAUUUUUUUGCAAAAUCUACUUAUCGGUGGCAAUUGAUGAAACAGAAAUUGAAACCAAAUCAGAAGGUAGUAAAAAGAGCUACUGGAACUAGGUGGUCUAGUCGUUAUAAUGCAUGUUCUUCUUUUAAAAAUAGUUGGGAAGAAAUUAUGGAAACAUUGAACGAUAUAGAAAAUAAUAAUUCUGAAAAACCCAUAAAUCGUAGAAAAGCUGCAGGUUUAAAAAACAACUUAAGUACCUUUGAGUCGGUCUUCAUGGCCGUAUUUUAGACUUCUCUGUUAGAACGAUUCAAUAAAACAAGCAUAAUUUUACAAUCAACAUCAGUUAACUUGGAACAUGUUGUUGAUCUAUACAAAUCUUUAAUUGGUUAUGUGAGUGAAAUAAGAACUAAUGAAAUGUUCCAAAAAUUCAUUGAUGAAGCAAAAAAAAUUAGAAAAGAAGAAUAUGAAUUAGACAAAAAACGUCGUCUUACGCGAUCCCUUUUAUGCGAUGAACUAGACGAAUGUAGUUCUAGAGCAAAUGAAGCGGUUUUUGACGGUAAAGACAAAUUAAAAACUGUUUAUUUUGUCGUAUUGGAUCAACUCAGAAAACAACUGGAUAUGAGACAUUCUGGGUAUGAAAAUAUUUACGAUAAAUUCAAAUUUUUUAUCAACAUAGACAAGUCGAUUGAUAUUGAUGAUAUUGUCCAAGGAGCCAAAAAACUACAACAAUUUUAUGAAACUGACAUUGAUGAAAACACAUUUACACAAGAAUGCAUACAUUUUAAAACUUAUAUGCAAAAUGCAAUAGAAAAAAAACAACAAAAUCAAAGUCUGUUUACAUUUUUUAGAAAUCAGAAUUUAGAAGAACUAUUUCCGAAUGUUAGCAUCGCUUUAAGAAUAUACUCCUGUAUGGCGGUUACCAACUGUUCGGCAGAAAGAUCGUUUUCGUGUCUUAAAAGAACUAAAACGUAUUUAAGAUCUACUAUUGGUGAAAAUCGGUUAAAUAAUUUGGCUCUCCUGUGCAUUGAAUCGGAAUUAGUGUCGGCAAUUGACUUUCAAGACCUAAUCAAUACAUUCGCUAACCUCAAAAGCCGAUCUAAAAUAAUUUAA